Molecule: messenger RNA, 3681 nt
Organism: Rhea pennata
Lineage: Eukaryota; Metazoa; Chordata; Aves; Rheiformes; Rheidae
Product: zinc finger CCCH-type antiviral protein 1-like
Exons: 12
Coding region: 1-1935 (644 amino acids)
Biological process (GO): positive regulation of type I interferon production; response to virus; positive regulation of mRNA catabolic process
Cellular component (GO): nucleus
Molecular function (GO): NAD+ poly-ADP-ribosyltransferase activity; RNA binding; NAD+-protein mono-ADP-ribosyltransferase activity
Source: RefSeq, a predicted model, not a curated record
AUGAGCGACCCGGCGGUAUGCGGCUUCCUCACGAAGACCCUGUGCGCCCAGGGUGGGCGGCUGGGGCUGGCGGAGCUUCAGCAGCACAUUGGUCUCUCGGCGCAGCAGCUGGAGCAGACGUUGGCGGUGGCGGGGCCCGACCGAUUCCUGGUGCUGAGGGGGGGGGACGCCGCCGGCAUCGACGUGCUGGCCGUGUCGGCCGUGCGGCUCUGCGUCCGCAAGGAGUGCGGGGGCUGCGAGCGCCUGCACCUCUGCAAGCUCCACCUCUUUGGCAAGUGCAACCUGGGGACCAGAGCUUGUAAGUAUUGCCAUGACAUCAACACGGCUGAGAACAAAAAAGUCCUAAAGAACCAUGAGCUGUCUGGUCUCAAUGAAUACGAGCUGCGAGUACUGCUUCUCCAAAAUGACCAUUUCCUCCUCCCUGAUGUAUGCCAAUAUUACAACCAUGGGAAAGGUACCUGCGCACAGCAAAACUGCAACAGGCUUCAUAUUUGUCAGCACUUUCUCCGAGGGGAAUGUAGAUUUCUUCAGUGCAAGAGGUCCCACAACCUCCUGAAUGCCCAUGAAUUGCAUGUGUUGGAAACUGGUGGGAUCGAUUUAAAGACAGCUUCAAACUUCCAGGCUAUAUGUGAUCACAAGCAUGUGGAAUUCAACAAAGAGCUGAAGAAGGGAAAAAGUUGUAAAAAAGAUGAUUCCUCUGCUAAAGAUUCAAAGAACAACGAAGUAGACAAGUGUGAUGAGAUAUGCUUGUUCUAUGUCUGGAAGUACUGCAAACAUAAAGAUAAAUGCAGACUGAUUCAUUACCAUUUGCCGUAUCGAUGGCAGGUAUAUAACGGGAUCACCUGGAAUGACCUUACCGCGAUGGAGGAAAUUGAAAAGGCCUAUUGUGACCCCCAAAACAACAGCAUAGCAGAUAAGAACAUUAAUUUUGAGACGAUGACUUGUGGUAGUUCUUCACUUCGACGCCUUUCUACGCCAUCAUCUGUGAAAAAACCCUCAUUUGUAUUGACCACGCAGUGGAUUUGGUAUUGGAAAGAUGAUCGAGGCCGGUGGACUGAAUAUGGAGAACAAGGAGAAGGGGGUAAGACGAACUCACCAACUUCUGAUAUGCUUGAGAAUUUGUAUCUAGCAGAUCCAGAGGCCACUAUACCUUUCCAGGCUGGCUUACAGCAUUAUGAGCUCGAUUUUAAAGAAAUGACCCAGACAAAUACCCAUUUUCAAACUCGAAGAAAGGUCUGCAGACGACCAAAGUUCGUGUCUUCUGAAGAUGUGGAGAAGAUAAAGAAAGGACAAACAAAUUUUUCUAUUCCAAAUCAAACCUGUCCUGCCCACUGGGAUCAAUCUGCACUACCGGAGUUGGGAUAUAAGGCAGUGGAGAUCACUAAUACCUCCUCUGAAUAUAACAGAAUACAGAAAAUGUUUGAGAAGACUAUGAAAAACUACACUGUCCAUAGAAUAAGGAGGAUUCAGAAUCCAUCCCUCUGGAAAGUGUUUCAGUGGCAAAAGGAGCAGAUGAAGAAGGAAAAUGGAGGGAAGGAAGUAGAUGAAAGGCUCCUGUUCCAUGGCACCAAAAGCUCUUUGCUGGAAGCCAUCUGCAGUCAGAACUUUGACUGGAGAAUUUGUGGAACCAAUGGAACAGUCUAUGGAAGGGGAAGUUACUUUGCUAGAGAUGCUUCCUAUUCGCAUGAAUACUGUCAACCUACAGUGAAACCAGCCGUCAUGUUUGUGGCUCGUGUAUUGGUUGGAGAUUUUGUUGAAGGCAAUGCAAGCUAUGUUCGCCCCCCACCCAAGUCUGCCAAUAUACUUCAGUUUUAUAACAGCUGUGUGGACAAUGUGCUAAAUCCCUCCAUUUUUGUUGUCUUUGAAAAAUACCAGAUUUACCCAGAGUAUCUAAUAGAGUAUACGAAGGAAGAAAAAAAAUGUAUCAUGUCUUAGAGAAGGAUGAGAGCAGUUUGUAUCCUUCAUCUUAUUUUCCCUGUUACUCAGGGUUCUCAUACCUAAUGACUAUAUUUUUUUUAAUACACCUCUCUUGAAUGUUUAUCUGAAGAACUUCCAAACUGAAGAGGACUGAAAAACAGAUGUAUUUAAGAGACUUAUCACUCUGUCUUCUCCUCUUCCUUGCCCAAAUCUAAUAGACAUUUGGAUAACCAUAGCAGAAAAAUCAGAAUCAUGGGAUGGGAAAGUUGAAUUUUGUGACUUUUGUGGGCAAAUAAUUGUAAACAGUUUCUUGGAAAUAAGUAAUGGGGAUUUCUCUUUAGAAAUAGGUUAAGAGCAAAAUUGACACUGCGGUAGUUUUUAAGCAAACUCACAGAUUUUUAGUGGUUCUCAGGUUCCUAUAGUGUUUUGCAGUGUUGAGACUUUGUGGCGUCUUGAAGAUUCUUUUCAGUGCAGAAUAUUGCUGUUCUUGAUGCUGUCUUCUGUCACAAUUCUAAGUCAAAGUACUUAAAAAUUAUGUGACUGAGUUUUCAAAAAGCUGCUUGUUAAUGCCAGUAUUAGUUUCAAGUUUAAAACAGUAAAACAAAAAAUAAAAAGCUUCUUUUAGACUCAUAUUUUAUGUUCUCAAGUGGAGAAGUUUCAACUGUCCAGUGGCAGCUACUCUUCAGAUUAGAACACUGUCGGAUCAAAUUCUUUUCACAUAUCUGAAAUAACUUGCUCUGGACUUACAUAGUAAUAGGAGAGCCAGAAUUGAAACUAUGGAAAUUACAGUCUAGGAAUAAGCUUGUCCUAGUAUCUGGUGGUUUGGCUGCAGCUAAUGGCCUUAAACAUAUAAAAAGCUGUGUCACAAUACAGGCCAGGUUUUAAAAUGAAUGUGACCACAUAUUUUUCUCAACGUGAACAAUUUCUUAGCAAAUGCUGUAAUACAGGAGUAACAUCUUAAGAUGCAUUGAUGUUUUCUGUCCUAUGUGUAUAUAUUAAUUUUUGUUUUCCAGAAGUAUUAAAUGACUGGAAGACAUAAUGAGCUAAAAGUUAUUUUUUUCUCAAGGCUAGUGGUAGAACUGGCUGUCCUGAAGUACUUUACGUCUGUAUUUCGCGGCCCACAUCGCACUUAUGUGAGAACUCACUGACAAUGCUAAAUCAAGUAUAGUUCCUCUUGUUCUGAGCCUGUUGUGGGUCAUCCUGGAUACAGUUUGUCUGGGUCUGGUUAGAUAAACUUAUUUUGCUUGUUUGCAUUAGUGAUGUGCAAUCCUACCAAUGGUGAUUAAGCCUCUUUUUUUUUUUUUUUUUACUGUUAAAUGUUUUUUAUUUUCUCACAAAGAAAAUGUGAUAUAGAGCUUCUACUGAAUCUUAAGUUCCCUUGAACUGAAGACCUUCUGUACAAAGAUGAUAUCCCUCUGUCUUAUUGAGGCAAUCCCAUUGGUAGGAGGAAAACUGUUGCUGAGGGCAGAAGAGGAGUAGUUUUUGCUUUUGGUAAGUUUUUCAGUAAAACAAGUAGCUUCCCAGUUAUUUUCAGCACAAGUCAGUAAAACAUAUGUACUACCCAAAGUUCAUGAGUUACUAAGAGGACGAGGAAGUGUAUAAACGUAGGAAAACUUACUGCAAUAAUGGUUAUAGAACUAAAUGAAAACAUUCAUCAGUAAUAACAGAAAUAAAGGAAGAUUAUGUUUAAAAUCUCUCACUUUCACUUUGCCUGUAGAGUUCCUGAAUCAACAUGAGCUUUGCCAUAUUUGCAAAUAAAAUAUA